AUGUCCAACCCGGCCCAACAAGGCGAGGCAAGCAGGUUUGAUCCAGGGCAUCCGGUGCCAAGGAGGGCAGAUUCAAUGCCAAGAAGAGUUUUCGGUGAUGAGGCUCACGUCGAGGCUGUGCCUGGUGCCUUUCCCCUUAUUGAGCGCAAAGUCUUGUGUCUGGUACUGUACUGUACUGUACUGUACGUUGACGUCUUGACUUACACCUUGAAGGCAUGUGUGCCAAGGUAUCAUCAAGGUCAAGUCCAAUUCCAGUCUGGUCUCAAGUGCGGGUGGCACUGGUGCUCACCAGAUGCCCCUCCGCCCCGGAGCAUCUGA
Pochonia chlamydosporia 170 is the source of this 318-nucleotide messenger RNA. RefSeq lists its product as hypothetical. The coding region runs from base 1 to 318 and encodes 105 amino acids. Lineage: Eukaryota; Fungi; Ascomycota; Sordariomycetes; Hypocreales; Clavicipitaceae. The record is from RefSeq and is a predicted model, not a curated record. The transcript has 2 exons.